Messenger RNA from Teleopsis dalmanni, 2942 nucleotides. RefSeq names its product histone-lysine N-methyltransferase, H3 lysine-79 specific-like. Gene Ontology annotation, molecular function: protein serine/threonine kinase activator activity. The transcript has 8 exons. Bases 211 to 2925 code for a protein of 904 amino acids. The record is from RefSeq and is a predicted model, not a curated record. Gene Ontology annotation, cellular component: nucleus; midbody; kinetochore. Gene Ontology annotation, biological process: meiotic spindle midzone assembly; positive regulation of protein serine/threonine kinase activity; metaphase chromosome alignment. NCBI's taxonomy places the organism in Eukaryota, Metazoa, Arthropoda, Insecta, Diptera, Diopsidae.
UUGAAGUGCGCUGGUAGAAUUAGAACUGUGUUUUAUAUGUAAUUUCCUCUUCUAGUAAAAAUUUAAGGGAGAAAUUUAAUUAAGUAAAAUAUUAAAGCUAAUAAGCAAAGUAAACAUUGGUAUAAGUCUUAUUUUAUGUAAAUAUUCCACAUAAAAGUAUUAAAAACUCAUUAAAAGAAAUCUACGCGCUUUACCUUAAAAACGAGAAUCAUGGAGGACCUUAUGGAAAUUUAUAAAAAAUAUGAAAAUUUUAGCAUGCAAAUGGAAAAAUUUAAGGAGGAACAAUUAGAUAAUUUGCGGUGUAUUUUGUACGGUAAAGAUAUUGUUGUUACUUCUGUUGAAAGUGAGGAUAUAACUGAAGUCGUAGCGUCGCCUCAGCAAAUAAAAAAGCGCGCCAAACGACUUAACACGCUGACUGAAGACUUAAAGGAGGUAAAAGGAAAUAAAGAUAUCAACAAUGAGCUAUCUCCGGUUAAUUCUUUACGCACAAAUAAAUUGCAAAUAACUGAUCAGGAACUUGACGAUGAAGCGGUAACACCAAUAAACGAAACUACAAGCAUUGCUAAUAAUAAGACACUGCAAAAACAUGACGAUAUUAAUCAAGGGAUGCUUAUGCCCCCACCACCCGUUCCAACAACAAACACGGAACAAUCGUCUACACGGCCACAAAGGGCAGCGAAGCUCAAAUCAGAAAAAAAUCUCAAGGAACCUAAACUUAAUCAAAAAUUGCGUCGUCCAAGCAGUAAUGAAUCAGUUAAAAUUAAAUUGGAACAUGAACAGAGACCUUCCCAAAUGCAUGAAUUGGCCGUUACACAAACUUCGCUUUCCAGUUCAAGGUCAGACAAUUCUAUUUUGGUUAUUCCCAACAACGGACCAGCAGUAAUAGAAAUUCCAUCAGACAGUGAAAAUGAUCCAGUUGAUAGCAGGACGCAAGAAAAAGAAAAUAUUAGACCCAAUAGUGAGUUGAAAAAUCGUAAUUGUCGUAUUAAUAUAAAACGUAAUUCUCUGACUAUAACUGUUAAUAAGGACACAGAAAAGCUACAACAAACUAUCGCUGAGGAGACCGUAGUGAUAACAGCGACUAACCAAGAAGUAAAGCAGUUGCGUAUAAAACUUGAAGAUGUAGGCGAGACCAUGGGUGCUUCUAUGUUAUCAUCGACUAGUAACGCUUCAAAAAAACCGCGUAAAAAAGAUGCCAAAAAACCACCAAAGCCAAUAAAAGUUGAACGGUUUAGCGAUGUCGGUUUAGGUGACUCGCCAAUUUCAUCUCGAACGCGCAAAACAAGUGCUGGUAAAAGCCAAAAAGAACAAGAACCACAUAAAUCAAUUUAUGAAGAUGCUUUAGCUGAAGAACAAGUUAAGACUGCAAGUACAACAGAAACAUUUACUCCUCCAGCUACAACGGCUGAGGUUGCGGUAAAUGAACAUGUCACCAUUUCUACAACAACGCCAAUAAACCAGACUAUAACGCUUGGUGGUGCACCAGCGGAUGCUACAUUUUGUACGAAUGCAGCGCAGACAACAUUUCAAAUUGCGCCUGGACAAAGUACUUUUAUCGUUGACAAUCCAAAUGCUACUAUAACUUUGAAUAAAAAUGCAGAUCCGUCCACAAAUGCUGCGACUGAUGUAGGUGAUGCCACAUUUAACGUGGCCGCAAAUGAUGCAAAUAAAUCAAACCGUUCAUCGACAUUAUCGAGGCAAUCGAUGGUAACAGCUAAAGAUACUUCGCAUCCGCAAGAUACAAGUCUUAUAACUGAAGAUGAAUCGUUUGAACAGCCCAUCGCUAAAAGUCAACCAAUGCCACCGCAUGCACCGAAAGCACCGACUGCACUUAAAUUACAUACACAAACUAAGGUGCCACUCUCCGCUAAAGGGUACAAAGUACCAUCACGCACCAAUGAACUCUUCAAUCCACUUGUACAAAGUCCUGUAAAAAAGAAGGUUGAGGCAUUUGAGCAUGCUUUACAGGCUGCUACCAUUGAACAAUCGAAAACUGGUACUUUGCGUCCAAAGCGGUUAAAAGAAACUUCAACGACCCACACAACACCUGUAAUUGGUGGUAAAAUUUAUGCUCCAGCUAUAGGAAAAUUUCUUACACCAACACAAUCAUCGACAGUUACACCGAAUAUUGGACAAAUGCGUAAGCUACCAAACAGCACUUCAAAAACUAUUGGAUUUCCUAAAACAAAUUUAAAACCAACUACUUCUGCAUCUGCCAAGGCACUUUCACGCGAUAAUACCAGUGAGGACCUGCGUAAAGGUCUUAGCCAACAAGCUGAAGAGCGCAAGAAACUACGUGAGCAGAAACAUGUACUUGCCGCACAGCAACGUGAAAUGAGAGAAAAAGAACGUACUGAACGUAUGGCUAAGCAAGCUAAGGAACGUGAGGAAAAACGUAUUAAGAAACAACUUGAAAUUGAGAAAAAGAAACGUGAACAAGAGGAUAUACAACUUAAGCUACGUCAACAGGAAGAAGCCGCAGCUGAGGCAGCUGCCAUGAAGCAACGAGUCGCAAAAGCUAAAGCUAUUGCCGAACAGGAGCAAGAACACUUAGCACAAAUUGAAAAAGCCAAACAGGGCACGCUGAGCAAGAAGAAAAUGAUGCCUCCACCAAAUCCCAAACCAGAAGUAAAAUCGUCAUACACAUUUGAUAUGUUACAUGAAGAUGAUUCAACAGAUGAUGAGGACAAAGUUUCUUAUAAGCGACCACCACCACCAGAAUGGAGCAAAAGUACAACUCGUGGUCCUGCCAUUCGUAUGCAAGAACAUUGCUGGUCUGAAAUUAUUGAUAACAUGUUUUCAGUCGAACCAGUUACGGUUAACUUAAAGGAAAUCUUUCCAAACAUUUCGUCUCAGCACUUAAAACGUAAUUCCAGUGUAAUGUGGUCAACUCCUCCACGUUAUUCAGAGUUACCAAAAUAUUAAAAUUACUUACUUUUUAU